Molecule: messenger RNA, 4578 nt
Organism: Anneissia japonica
Lineage: Eukaryota; Metazoa; Echinodermata; Crinoidea; Comatulida; Comatulidae
Product: WAS/WASL-interacting protein family member 1-like
Exons: 9
Coding region: 341-1666 (441 amino acids)
Molecular function (GO): actin binding
Source: RefSeq, a predicted model, not a curated record
CCAAUCAGCCAUUUUAUAUCAGGAAGUCGACGAACACAGCCGAGCGAAUCUUCGAUUUCCGGGUUUUGGGUGGACCGAUGUAUGUAGUGUAGAGCAUGAUAUGACAAGAGUAGCAUUUAUUUACCGUAUACGACGUCUAUUUAAACAACGUUCUAUAGAAUGGUUCCCAGUAAAUAGUGGUGAUUCAUUGAAAUUUAAUUAAAUCAUCAGAGAAAGUUAUUUCUGUAGCGGCUGCAAUGCAAAGUACAUUUAUUUAUAGGCAGUUGUGCUUUUCUUGAUACACCAUAAAAGGCUGUAUCAAGUGAAAUCAUAAGAUCAAACUGAUUGUUGGACGUGGACUAUGCCACCACCUCCACCGCCCCCUGGACCUCCCCCACCACCAACUUUUAAUCAAGCUAAUACAACUCCUCCUGUUCUAUCAAAAAAUGAAGCAAAAGGCAGAUCAAAUCUUUUAAGUGAAAUUCAUAAGGGUAAAAAGUUGAAUAAGGCUGUCACUGUUGACAAAAGCAAACCUGUCUUAGGAAAUGCCAAAUCUUCAGGAGGAGGUGGAGGAGGUGGAGGCGGCGGAGUCAGAAGUAACACAGGCAGUGGUGGCGGUGGUGGAGGAGGUUUUGGUGGUGGUGGUGGUGGUGGAGGAGGUUUAGGAGGACUAUUUGCCGGUGGAAUGCCUCAAUUAAGGAAAACUGGUAAUUUGCCUGCAUCUAGAUCAAGUCAAGGUCCUACUCCUCCCAGGGCAAGGGCGCCACCUUUUGUACCAAAGUCAAAUGUAAGCAGUAAUAGCGGACAGUUUAGGCCGCCAGCACCAAAUUGUCCACCACCUCCACCUGGAAGUCGACGACCUGUACAAAAUGGGGCUAGGAAUACAGGACCUUCUCGUCCUCCCCCGACGCAAAGAAUGAAUAACUUUGCACCUCCACCACCACCCCCUCAAACCAGUAAAAGUUCUGUGGCACCUCCACCACCCCCAGAUAGACGUCCCAUUUCAUCACAUAACCAACCCCCGCCACCUCCACCUCCAUCACAAGACAAAAAACCAGUAAAUGGUAUAGGUAGGCCACCACCACCACCGGCUGGACCUCGUGGUCAACCACCACCACCACCAUCAAGAGGAUCAUCUACUUUAACUAAUGGACCUGUACCAGCAGUACCCAGAAGAGAAGCAAAUAGAGCUCCUGAAAGAAGGCCUCCCCCAACCCCAGCAAGGGCAACUGGUCCUCCACCUCCUCCCCCUCCAUCAAGAACAGUAUCUUCAGCUUCUAGACCAAUGAAUACUCCCCCACCACCACCACCUCAAGCAGCACGGCCGCCGCCGCCACCCAGAGGAAGAGCAUCAUCAACAUCUGGUCCACCACCACCUCCAAGAGCUAGACCAAAUUCUAUGGCUGGGCAUCCUAAUAAUGCGCCACCACCACCACCUCCAAGCAGGGACAGACCUCCAUUGACACCUUCAAUGAAUAACGUAACAAAUAAUAAUCAUCCUUUCGAAAGUCGUUUUAAUUUUCGAUCUAUGAAUGAUCUACCACAACCAGAAGUUUACAAGAAUACAGCAAAAACCUACCCAAGCAAGUCAAGUAGACAAAGUGUUUUGAGUGAUGACUCCACCUCUUAUGAACAAGGUAUUAACGGUGUGAAGCGAGGUCCUCCACCACAACCUCCCGUCCGCUAGAUUUCCAGGCUAAAAUGUUACUGUCAACAGAUUUAUGCAUCGUAGACUACAUUCAGCCCACAAGCCAAAGCUUCAAGAAUGAAUUACGUUUGGGUUUACAGACAGGCGAUGUUGGCAUAUUUUGAUACGUGUCUGGUGCAUGACGAUCCAGCUACUGCGGCAUGGAGAAAGGCUGUUGAAUGUGCGAUGCAAAUUAGACGGUGGUUAUGCAUUUGGAUCAGUAUAGGACUAUGAUUUGUCUGCAUACCCAAAGUAUUUCUACUGGAUGAACUUUGAUCCUGACCUACAAGCAGUUCGAUUCCAGAUCCUGAGGUCAGCAUACUAGAUUGUUGGUACUGUUCAAUGCUGUGCUGGCCUGUCUAGCACUUGGUUGCUAAGGUACAAUGGUGUCCUCAACAUUGAUUAUCUGGAAGUAUCUUAUGUACAUUCUACUUACAAUGCAACAGACUAAAUGUAUUAGCAGUCUCUGUGAGGUGUAGGGAUCUGCUGAUAAGUGUAGCAGCAAGCUAUGUGAGGUGUAGGGAUCUGCUGUGAUGCAUGCCAAAGUUCAGCGAACCAUGGCUGUUUUCAGUCACAUAAUUUGGUUUAUUGACAAAGUUGUGUCCCAAAAUGGCAAAGUAAGCUAGGUAACGGAUUUGUCUCUUUGCCUCAUUUUGCAAUACACACAAUAAUAUUUAACAAGUUCUGAAUGCAUAAUAUUAAUGACUUUAAAAAGUAAUUAUUUUUUAAUUAUGUUUUGUAGAAAUUUAUAUAUAUAUAAUAAAUACAUAUAUAUAUAUAUAAUUAUAUAUAUAUAUAUAAAAAGAGAAAAACAUUUUCUCUUUGCUAGCCUGUAUUACCAUUAUCUGUAAAUACUUUUGGAAAAUCACUGUAUAUUAUUUACUUAAUUUUUUUGUUGGUUGAUAUGUUUGGAAUUUACUAAUUACCUAAUGAUUAGGAAUGGGAUCCCUUUACUCUCCCAAUAUAUAUUUACUGGAUGUUCCAAUUUGGAUCAACAGAUUUUAGCAUUAUAAAGAUGAUAGAGACUGUCCUUGUAAGCAGGAAUCAAUAGUUAGUUUACAAAAGCCUUACUGAGACUAUUGCUUACAGUGUGUCAUGUUUGACCUUUGAAAAGCUACUCCGUCUCACAGGAUGUACCCACAGCUAUGUCAUUGUUAUUGUGAAGUCAGGAUGUUGUGUGGUAUUAUUUGGCAUUUCAGGAUGUUGUUGUAUGCAGCGAGAACUAGUGAAAUAUUCCAUGGAAUUGUACAUUUUAUCUUGGGCUUCCAAUUCUUUGUCUUCUUUUGUAUGGAGUAGGGAAUGUUGUAAUAUUACUGUUAUGGGGUUCAGGACUGGUUUGUAAUGUCUAUUAUGGGUCCUAAUUUGAACUUUCCUGUACUUCCGUUUAUUUCAGGUUAUGAUCCCCACCAUAAUAAUGUUCUCUCUGCAAUACUAUUAUUGUAUAUUUGUAGGAUUAUCCAGGAAUGAAAAAGAAUACAUUAAUUAAUUUGGUUGAAUUGAAUAUGUCAGUCUGUAAACACGAGUGUUAAAUAUUCUGCUUUAAACUCGCUGGAAUUGAACAAUUUCUUGGUAUUGAUGUUGAAAUGUUAUUUAUUUUUGCAUUAAGCUGGGCAUUGUCUGCACCUGAUGGUCUCAAUGCCAUGACACGCACACAACGCAUCUUAAUGACGAUGUGAGAAGCAGAGAUGUCGCCGUUCGUGCGCCAUGUGGGUCUGGCUUGCAAAGUACUCUUUAAUAUUUGCACAAUUAAAACAUAAUUAAGUAUAUCUGCUCCAAAUUUAAUGGUAAGCAACCCAUACACACCCUAACACAUUCACCCCUCCCACAAAUAACAUUUUUUAUAUCAACUGUUCAUGCACAUUUUAGAAGUGUAGGUUUGUGCUUGAACCAAAUCUUAGCAAAAACAAAACUGUCUUUGUAGGAAUUUAUGGUUAAGGCCUAUUUUACACAAAAUGUGACAGUAAGAAACAAACACAUUUUAUCCAUUUUGCAACAAAAAUCAUCACAUAUGCAAAUGUUGUGUGGUUGGUUCUGCAGUCUGCAUCUCAGCGAAUGAUUAUGAGAAUCACCGAUAAUAAUAGUUUGACAUGUCGCUCUGUUAGUGUUCAGUGUAGAUCAUCAUAAAGAAUAUACAGUAAUAGGUUCUAUUUUUCAUGUUGCUGUUGUGCUCGUGUGUAAAUAGGCCUUAAUGGUACAAAAUGUUUUUGAAUGUGUUUUGUGAUAGGAUAAUUUAAAAAGGUUUCCUUGGGAUGAAAUCAUUGAUUUAGAAAUUUCAUAAGGACGGUUUUUUAAAUGAUAUAGUUGACAUAAUUUAAAACUCUGUAUGACAGAGGGUGGUCGUAGCAUUUGGUGACACAGGAAUCCUAUAUGCUGCUUGAGAAGCCAGACACUCAUGCAAGAGUGGUACAGCUGCCUAAAGCAGGAUGAUGUCAUUGCAGGAUUAUCAAAUGUGCGCUUUGGUAUAUUUAUAAGGCAGUGUAUUUUGGAGGUACAGACAGUCCUCUUAUAUUGGUAACCAUGUACUGUGGUUGUGGACAGUGGCUGAAUCAUGUGUAAACAUGUGCUCAUUGUUUCACUCAAUUUGUUAUCUUAACUGCAUUAAAUUAAAAACUCUGUGAUAUUUUCUGAGUACGUACUUAAAAUAACUAAUGUUUGCAAUUGCCAUGUUUUUACUUUAGAUCUGAAAAUUGCAAUAUUUAGUUAGAAUUCACAUUUUUCUGUUAAGCUCAUGAAUGGCAUUUUAUUGUAAAUAUACAAGUAGAAUCCUUUAAAAUACAGAUUCAUAAUCCUUCACAAAUUUGUAUCAUAAUGAAUCUAUUCUAACGUAUUAGGUUGGUUGCCAUGACAAUUGCGAUGAUGGCAACACAGUUGAUUCAAGUGGAAUUAAAUCCAUCACACAAUCUAGCAAGAAA